AUGAUCCAUUAUCUUCCCGUAUUCUACCCACCUCAUAAUCCAACUCAUCAACUCGUAUACAUUCCACCAACACCUGCUAUUCCUCAUACCCCCAAUCUCUUGGACACUCCAUUAUCACCCGGUUCAACUUCUGGUUCGACCUCUCAUUCCACUUCUCAUUCUCAUUCUCAUUCUCGUUCACAUCUACACCCUCCUGCAUCACGUUCACGUUCCAAUUCUCGUUCUUCCGCUUCACCUUACAUUCGUGAUUCGCCAAUUUCUCGUAAACCACGAAUGACACGGUCACAUGGACAUUCACAUGACCCAACCUCGGCCCAAACUUCUUCAUCCUCCAUACCUCCAUCUCGUUCUGUCGCUUCUUCCGAAACUCCAACAUCUCGAAUUCGCCCUUUUCAUCACACUUUGCCACCGCCAUGUAUCGCCCGGGACCAUCCUUGCGUACUCAGAACGUAUGAGAUGAGCAUGAGACAACAACCUCUCCAGGCUAGGAUGUGUGGUGUGGGAGAUAAAUCGGACCGCAGGCCAGUGGAUCCCACUCCUAUCAUUCAGCUCAAGGUCAUCGACAAGAACGGCGAUGAUAUCACACAUGUGGACCCCCGGACGAGAGACGAUGAAGCCGGGAGGAAAGCGUUACGCAGACCUGAUCCUGGACCGGGUGGUAUGACUUUCAUGCAAAAUCCAUACUACUUUCUCUUUGCAUGUUUAGUCGGUGGCGACGAACUCGAAGACGAGCUACACGUUAUCGACGAUGGCAAGACACGGUUCCUGACCGGCACUCCGGUCUCAUCUUUGUACCAUCUCAAAGAUCUGGAUAACUCUGAUGCGGCGUUCUUUGUAUUUCCCGAUCUGGGUGUGAGAAAGGAAGGGAGGUACAAGUUGAAGUUGACAUUGUUUGAGAUUGUCGAUGCCGAGGUAUACUAUUGCACAACCAUGUACACUUCGACUUUUUCCGUGUAUUCUGCCAAGAAAUUCCCGGGUAUGCAGAAAGCCACAGAUUUGUCCAAGUCUUUCGCCGAGCAAGGCCUCAAGAUUCGAGUUCGUAAAGAUCCCAGACGUCGCGCAGUCAAAGCUAAACGGAAAUCCUCCGCACAAUCUGAAGACGAAGAUUUGUAUUCUAAACGUACUCGCACCACUCCCCUCCCUGGCGGACCAGAUGAUCCCCGAUACAUGCAUCACUCCCCCGAAGGUUUCUUCCCCCCGGGACACCCUCUUCCUCCGCAAUAUCCCAACUACCCGUAUUCUCAAGGACAAAGAAUGCCUCCACCACCGCCUCCGCCAUCCGGACAUCCGGGUGGGUACGAUCAUCGUAUGUCUCCUUAUUACCCUCCAUAUGGACGUCCUCAAUCACAAGCUGGACCACCUAGGAGUAGACAUUCCAUGCCGCCUGGACCAGAGUAUUAUUAUCCCCCUGGUCAAUAUGACCGUGCUGGUGGUGCUGUUCCAUGGCCACAGGGUCGAGCACCUCCCCCUCCUUCAUCUCAUCAACCUCCGCCACCUCCUUCGCAUCCUUCAGUGCAAUCGAGAGGGUUCCCGCAACAUGUUACUGCACGACCUAACUCUCCUCGUGGUCAAAGACCCCCAUCACCUCCUCAACGAAGCGUUCAUUCUCCCACUAGACCAGAAUCUCAUCAUAACAUCCAACAGAGAGGUUACUAUGAUAAUCAACCUUCAAGACCAGACCCUCAACAUCGGGUUUCAUAUCAUGGUCAAGAACAACCAUCUCGACAACUUGAUUCGAACACGUUGGAAAGUAGAGAAACGGAUCAACAAGAAAGAAGGAAGAGUGAAGAUGGUUUAUCAGUAGCUGUCAGUGUCACAUCGACAAGGGAAUUGGGUAGUGCUGGAUUACCAUUGAUAUUCAAAGAAGCGGAACCUUCGCCUUUACCCAGUGCGACGAGUUUGAAUUCUACGAAUUCUUCGGGUCAUUCUUCCUUGUCUGGUGGGGUCAAUAGUUUGGUGGAAGGGGGAGCUGCGGGAGUGUCGGGGGCGUCGGGGACGGGGGGAGAAUCAAGGGAUAAAACUCCACCGAGUAAUAGGAUGAGAUUAGGGCAUUUGGUGGAUUAGUGUGGUUGUUUGGUUGUCGGUCAUUAUCUUUCCUCUAUCAUUUCAGUUGAGCUCGUGAUGCCUGAUAGUGUGGCGGAUGUGUACAAGUAAAUCCUGCAUAAUGACAUUUUAGUAAUAUGGUAAGAAGAGAUGAUCUAUUUGAUGCAAUGUCGUGUACAGUAGGUAU
Messenger RNA from Tremella mesenterica DSM 1558, 2230 nucleotides. RefSeq lists its product as uncharacterized. The record is from RefSeq and is a predicted model, not a curated record. The transcript has 6 exons. Bases 1 to 2064 code for a protein of 687 amino acids. Lineage: Eukaryota; Fungi; Basidiomycota; Tremellomycetes; Tremellales; Tremellaceae.